AUGAUCAGGAAAGUGACGAAAAAACGUGUUCUCUGCGGCUAUGGAGUCGACAUUGAUGCCGUAGCAGGAUGGCUAGGCUCUUAUGGUGGAGAAGACUCGACGUCGGAUAUCAGUAGAGGACUAUUCGCUGGUACAAUUGGUGUUCGUCGUCUCCUCAAGCUUUUUGAGAAGAACAAUAUGAAGGCUACUUGGUUUAUACCGGGACAUUCCCUUGAGACCUUUCCUGAAGAAUGUGCUAUGGUUCGUGAUGCGGGACAUGAGAUUGGCCUCCAUGGAUACUCCCAUGAAAAUCCUGUUGAUAUGACGCUUGAACAGCAACGAGAUGUGCUUGAUAAGACCUACAGGUUGUUGACGGAUUUCUGUGGGAAACCUCCGAGGGGAAGUACAGCUCCUUGGUGGGAGACAAGUAAAGAAGGGGCGGAACUUCUGUUGAGCUAUGGUAUCGAAUAUGAUCAUAGUAUGAGCCAUGACGAUUGUCAAAUGUAUUGGUUGAGGCUCGGAGAUACUUGGACAAAGAUUGAUUAUAGUAAGAAGGCAGAAGAGUGGAUGAAGCCGCUUGUCAAGGGUGUACCAUCUGGUAUUGUGGAAAUUCCAGCUUCAUGGUACAUCGACGAUCUACCUCCCAUGAUGUUUAUCAAAAAAUCUCCUAAUAGCCAUGGAUGGGUGGACCCAAAAGUCGUGGAGCAGAUGUGGCUAGAUCAUUUCGACUACUUUUACGAGAACUACGAUGAAUUUGUGUUCCCUAUGACUAUUCAUCCUGAUGUCUCAGGACGGCCACAUGCUCUGAAGAUGCAACAAAGGAUCAUUGAUCAUAUCAACAAACAUGAUGGGGUUGAAUGGGUCACAUUUGAGCAAAUGUCUGAUGAAUUCAAAAGCAAAAAUAAACCCGAAGCAGGUGCAAUGAUGCCAGCACCCCCAGGAGAAAUUUUAAAGAGAUCAGAAAAGUGUGAAGAGAGCUGA
This is a messenger RNA of Sclerotinia borealis F-4128, 960 nucleotides long. Lineage: Eukaryota; Fungi; Ascomycota; Leotiomycetes; Helotiales; Sclerotiniaceae. The record is from the annotation of a GenBank genome assembly.